Molecule: messenger RNA, 5704 nt
Organism: Mytilus trossulus (common blue mussel)
Lineage: Eukaryota; Metazoa; Mollusca; Bivalvia; Mytilida; Mytilidae
Product: receptor expression-enhancing protein 1-like
Exons: 10
Coding region: 122-1015 (297 amino acids)
Cellular component (GO): cytoplasmic microtubule; endoplasmic reticulum membrane
Molecular function (GO): microtubule binding
Source: RefSeq, a predicted model, not a curated record
UCCUGUUUGUUUAUCUCCCAUGGAAAACAGAGGGCGCUGUUCAUAAAAAUGGCAACAUUGAAGAAUAGAACUUUUAUGAAGUUAUGACGUCUAGUUUAAGCAGUGUCUUUAACAAACAAGAAUGCUUACAGCAGUUUUUUCAAGACUUUUAGUGCUUGUGUUUGGUACUCUGUACCCAGCUUAUGCCAGCUAUAAAGCUAUACGAACCAGAAAUGCCAAAGAAUAUGCCAAAUGGAUGAUGUAUUGGGUUGUGUUUGCUUUCUUCUCGUGUGCUGAAACAUUCUCAGAUGUCUUCCUCUCAUGGAUGCCAUUUUACUAUGAAAUAAAAAUUAUAUUUGUGAUAUGGCUGCUAUCACCUAUGACAAAAGGAUCCAGCUUUUUAUUCAAGAAAUUUGUCCAUCCACAGCUUAAAAAGAGAGAAAAGGACAUUGAUGAGUAUAUAUCACAAGCUAGGACAAAGGGAUAUAGUGCAAUACUUAGUCUAGGACAUCGUGGUUUGAAAUAUUGUACAAAUGUUGUUGUUAGAACUGCAAUAAAGGGACAGUCAACUUUGACAGAGCAUGUGAGAAAGAGCUACAGUACGAAUGACCUAAGGGUACCAGAUGAUUCGUCAGAUCAGAUGGAUGAUAGUAGUAUAUCAUAUAUUGAUGAUGAUGAAGAUGAACUUGCUAUGAAUAAGCGUGACCUUGAAGUUAUAAACGAGGAAAUAUCAGAUGAUGAAAAGCCUAAAUAUAAGAAAAAGAAAGAUUCCCGAUUAUAUGAAGACAAUAAAGAGUUGGAGAAAAGAAAAAAGGUCAUUAGUAGAAGUAACAGUGAUCUUACUGAUGUAAGGCGUGGCAAUCUUAGAUCUCAAAAAGAAGCACCAUUAGCCAGUUUGAAUGAGGAAGAUGAAGAAAUAAUCUACUCAGAAGAGACUUACUACCUUCCUACCAAUAACAAAAGAGAUUAUAGAGCAGAUCCUUAUGGUACUUUACCAAGGACAAGGGCCAAAACAAGAGGGAAGAUAAACCAAUGAUACUACAACACUGCUCAAUCUCAUCAUUUUCUACACAGAACACACGUCACAUUGACACACAUAUGAUAGUGUGUCAUGACACUUAUUUACUGCUGUACAUAAUGUGAUUACAUAUAUUAUUAAUCAUUGCAAAUGAGUUUCUUGGAAAAAAAUAAUUAUAAGACAGUGUCUAAAUUACCAAUGUAUUUUAUAAGGUUAUUUUUUCCAUUCAUGGAUUUUGUACAUUUUCGUAUAAUUUCGUAGAAAGAAAUACAGUUGUGUGGAUAGUGAAGUUCUGUCCCAAAUAAAUAGGAAUUCUAGAAGUCAAAUUUCCUCAUGGCUAUGUACAAAGUCCUAGAGGGUAAUAAAACAUAAGUAAUUUCAAUAAACUCUAUGGAUCUGUUACAUAUAUGUAUCUUGUUUUAAAUUUUACUUAUACAUAUAUAGUACAACCCUUAGAUUACAAGGUUGUGAGCAGGUUCAGAAAUAUUUCAAAUCAACGAAACAUAGUGAAUAACUGGAUUUGAACCUUUAAUUUCAUAAAUAGUUGUCUGUUGGAGAAGUAUAAUAAGAUCUCAACUUAUUGUGAGUUAGUAUUCCAAUGAUAAUUUGAAAGUCCCAUCAAGUUCUACAAGGUUCAAAUAUUUUUGUGUGAUAUGUUUAGAAAAAAAUUGAUAUUUUUUUUGUGAGAAAGGUUUGAAUAUUCAUACAAAAGUUAAUUUGUUGAUAUUUAAUAACAGUUUAAUAAUUUUCAAAAUAGAUACAAAUGAGUUACAGAUAAAGGGUACACUACUUAGCUGUUGAUAACUACAUCCCUUGAAUUCAGACAUUUGAUGCAAAUGUUAGUUUUUGAAGAUUUGGAAGUGAUUUUUAGAAUGAUAGAUUUGUUCUGAAUGUUUGGAUGUUGUUGUUAACCAGAAACAAUAUUGACAUAUAAAUUAUUGGUCUUGUCCCUAUCCUUGCUACAGACAGCAGGCAUUUGUCUCAUACAGACAUAUUUUGUUAUUUUGGCAAUUAAAUUGUAAACACAAUUGGUUUCAGAUACAAGAUUUCUUAAUUCAAUCAUUCAGUUGAAGAUUCUAGGUUAUUUUGUUUUUAAAUACCGGUAUAUGUAGCAAUACAAUAUAUAUAUUAGUUAUGAUUUGUAAUAUGUUAAACAAUUCCAGGGUUAGUGGUUAUGACAUUAUGUUGUAUUGUACUUAACUAUAUUUUUAUUAUUUUCAAUGUCAGCACUGAUAGGAAGCCUAGGGAAGUCAUCAUAAAAGAUUGUUAAUUUGCUGAAGGACUAGAACUUUAAUUGGGCAUUGUAUAUGUAUUUGUUUGAUAAGUGCAUGCUGAAGUGGAAUAGGACAGAGCUUCACAGAAACUAAAAAACUUAGAGCCUGUUACUGUGGAUUCAUUAUUUUUUGUUGGAUACCAAUUUUCAUGGAUUUCGUCUGUACAGGGAAACCAUGAAGUUUUUUGCAAUCCACGAAUAUUGGUACCCAGGAAAAUAAAUGAAUCCACAGUACUUGAAAUGUGGAUGAUUUUGCAGCCUAAAAAAAUCAGUACCUGUACUACCAUUGUUAUCUUUGAAAACUUUGAAUGACCUCACUUCAGCUUUUUUCCACUGGUUCACAGUUUCCAUUUACUAACUGCACUUGUUUUUUAAACAAAUAAAUUCAUUAUAUUUAUACACCAGCACAAUAUAGUUUUCCCUAGUCUUCCACUGAUAUAGAUUCCUAGUCGGCACAGAAUAGGAACAUUGUCAAUUCUUGCCACUAUCUAUGUCUCAGAUCACUUUUGUAAACAACUUUUAACAGAUUAAACAUGUAAAAUAAAGAUGUUUUUAAACAUAAAUACAAAUAAAACAGAAUGAAAAUUCAGAUUUAAUCUAUUUCGUGUGUUUACAUGUUUUAUUACUUCAAAGAAAUGCCAAAAAUAUGAAGCUUUAACAAGAAUAAGAGUAUAUCACUGUGCUAUACUUUUUUACUCAGAAAUGUAUUGUCAAAAGGAAUAAUUCAUGUUAAAUCUGCGCACAAGGUUAAACAUUCUUUAAAAAAUAAUUUUGAAAAGUUCUAUUAUUUCUUUUUUAGAAGUUCAAAUAUGAUAUCACAAAGAGUUUUUGUUACACAGUUUUGUGGUCAUCUGCAUAAUUUGGAUGUUAAGAAUUUUUAUGAAACUUUUUUUAUCACAAGAAUGUUUUAUAUGCAAGAAAAAUGGUUGACUGCAGUGAGUGUGUCUUUCUUCUUUUGUCAUUUCUACAUGAUGUGUUGCUGUGUAAUUUUUACAUGUGUCAGUGUGUAAUUUAAUUUGAAUCUCAUGAUAUUGACAAUGAAAUAUAUCCUUCAUGUGUCUAAAGUAGCUUCUUCUAUAUAUAAUUCUUUUUCUCAUUUAGCAUUUUUUUAAACAUUCCAAUUUUGCACUUAUUUUUUUUUAUUCUUUCUUCUUUAUUGCACAUGGUUGCACAAGUGGGUUUAUUAUGUUUGCUAAUGCUUUAAUAGUUUGCUAAUUUUUUAUAAUUCUUUUUCUACAGUUAAUUUGCUCAAUGUAGUUUCAUAGAUUGUCAAUCCAGCUGUUAUGGCUUUGGAAGUCAUUAAGUUGGAUAUUACAAAUAAUAGUUGUUUUCUGGAUAGUCUCAUACAUAUGGUAAUUUGUACAUCUAAGAUUUAAAUUAGAAUAUUUCAAAAUAUUCAAUUGAAACAUAAACUGUAUAUAAUAACUGUUAUGAGUGAUUUUACAUAUUGAAAUUUUAAAAAAUGUCAGAUUUGCAUUUAAGUCUAAUGAUUAUGAUUUUACUAUGCGUUAAUAAAAAGAAAUGUAGAAAAAAUGCUGUCUGUGACAAAAUGAAUGAAAUUGUAUUACUUGCAUGUAAAUAAUGCUCAAAGAAUAUUUUUGUUUUGCAAUUUUGAAUUAUGACUUGAAAGUGAAUGAGUUGUGAUCAGAUCUACACAUGUUGUGUAUUGAUUGAAUGGUUUGUGUGAUUUGUUUCAGUCACAUGUGUAUGACCAUAGGUCUAAAGACCAUAAUACUUGUCCAUGAUAGUAAUCGUUGUGUAAAUAGAGAGAAGUCUUUCAUAGUAUUGUUGGUUUCCUUUAAAAAGGAAAGGUUAUAGUAAGUUAAUGUUGAGAUGUCAUCCUAAUAUACAGUUGUAAUAUUUAAUUUGUUCAUUCUUAAGGAGUAUGUUCAUCUGUAUAUGUUUUGAUUAUUUUAAAUUAUAUCUUAUUUUAGGGUACUGUAGAUAGUAUUUACAUGAAAAACACAUUUCACACCUUACAGUUAAAAAUUUCUUUCUUUUCCUUGAUAAACAAAGUGCAUGCUUCUCAGGUUUAUUCUUUGGUUUUAUUAUUUUUACAUUGAAAACGCUCCCUUAAAUAAGUUGUUCUGAUAGAUGGUUAUUUGUAUUUCAAAUUUUAAUAAGACAUUUGUCUUUUAACAUCAAAAUAGAGUAACUUUGUUUUUUUUUAUGUUUUUGUUUUUUUGAGUAAUUUUGAAUUUAAUAGCCAUUUGAAAAUAAAAACUUUUACAUAUCAGUUAAUAUUUAAUAUUGUAUUUUGUCAUUUAUGCCAAACUAUAUUUUUGUAGCUUCUUUUUUAAAGUUAUGAUUUGGCAUAAAAGCUUAUAUCAUUUCCCAAAGUACAGAUUCACAAGACUGAUUUCCUAUAUAAGAAUGUUCUUCAAGGAAAUUUCAUAAAGUGAGAUGUUAUUAAAUCAAAGAAAUUGGUCAGAAAACAGGUGUCAACUUUUCAAACCUUUGGAGGAUAGGUAUCCUGGUGCUUUUUUGUUUUAAAUGUUUUAUGGGUCAGGAGUGGGGGAAGGCAUGUAUGACUGAUAGAAUAUUUUUUUAUAUAAAAUUAUGCAGGAAAUGGGGAAUGUGUCACAGAGACAAUAAUAAGACCAAAAAGCCGAGUUCACACACAAUUCACAAUUAAGUUGUUGAAUUUGAAAUAAUCACAAUCUUAAAUACUGCUUUUUAUUCAGUCAGUAUUUAGAAGAAAAAACGUCAGUGGAAGAAAAAAACCUUUAAAAGGGAUGUCUCCAGUCAUAUAACUUCUUCCACUACAUCUCUUUUUCCUCUUGAGAGUUUUUUUUCAAGAGAAGAAAUAUACUAUCACAAAAGUUAUGGAGGUUUUUGGAUAAUUUGUAUGCAAACUUUAUCUUUCUUUUUCAAGGAUCUACAAAAAGAUGUUGAACUUUCUUUGUCAUGUCAUCAGCUUAGGGGAAAGAUUUACAUUGUUUCCAUUUGUUUUCAUUUUGCAGUAAAAUUAUUAAUAGAAAAACAAGAUUUUGGGUAUCUAUCCAUGACAUAAAAUCAGUACAUGCAUAACUAAAAAAAUCAAAUGUUUACUGAAGAACAAAACAACUGUUUAAAUAAGGUCUUGAGAGUUGACAUUUGUAAGUUGGUGACAAGAAUUACAUUUGGUUUUUGUUUUUUUAAUUUCUUAACUUACAAUUAAACAAAUUGUUGACUGUUAAAUUCACAAUUUCUUAAAUAGAUUCAACUGGAAUGAAUCUGUAAGACAGAAGAUAAGGGUUAAUGUUUUACCAAUUUUUUAUGCUUUGAGUGCACAUAUUUGAAUUUUUUAAAAGACAGUUGAGCUGUUUUGACACUUGUUACAAAAGCUAUAGUGACACUUUGUUACAGGAAUGACAGUUUAUAUUCUGUACGGGUGCUAUCAUAUGUUUUAUCUUUUCAUAAAUAUAUUAAUAAAUACAUUUUUAACCAUACAA